AACUUGGUACUGCUCUGUAGAUAAUUAAUUCAUAUCCUUUUGUUUCACAGAUGACGUUUAUACACCUGAGGAUAUUACUAGACAAAUUGGCGUGGAUGUAGAAAAACCUUUUGAAUAUACUGAUACCCACGAAAAGCCAUUUUCUGUAACUGCAUCACCAAGACCUCAGCGUCCUCCUAUACCUCCUGUCAAGCCUACACCUAUGCGAAGAAAACCUCUGCCUCCAAAUACUGUGACUGGUAAACCAGGGAGUCCAGCUAAAUCUGCUGGACCAACAACACCUGUGAGGACAGGAAUUCCAUCUAAGACACCAACAGCUUUUGCAACUCCAGAGUAUUAUGUCGAUGCAACUGUCUUCAGUUCAAGUCCUACAUCAGAAACAGAUUCUUCAGGCAAACCAAGGUACCAAGCCCCUCAUGUCAAGUACAUGAAGAAAGAUGAUGAUGUGCCUUGCUCUAUCACAAGCUCUCUUGAACAUUUUCCUCAAGAAGAGGCUAGCAUCAAGGAAGAACCUACUCGUCCUCCACAAAAUCCUCCAACCAACCUCACAGUGGUGACUGUUGAGGGCUGUCCAACUUUCGUCAUAUUGGACUGGGAAAAACCAGACAAUGACACUGUUACUGAGUAUGAAGUUGUGUCAACUGAAAACGGAGCAAGUGAUGGUGAAAAGGAGAAGUCAAUUAUCACUACAAAUCAAACCCAUUCUACGGUGGAAAACCUAAAACCUGACACAAGUUAUGAAUUCCAUGUGAAACCUAAAAACCCACUUGGUGAAGGUCCAAGUAGCAAUGUCGUGUCUUUCAGUACGGAAUCAGCGGACCCAAGAGUGAGUGAGCCGAUUUCAAUGGGAAAGGAUGCUAUCUGGACUGAAAUCCCAUUCAAUUCUGACACCUAUUCAGAAUGCAAAGGGAAACAGUAUGUAAAGAGGACUUGGUAUAAGAAGUUUGUGGGUGUGCAGCUGUGUAAUUCUUUGAGAUACAAGAUAUACCUCAGCGAUUCACUUACAG
This is a messenger RNA of Anas platyrhynchos (mallard), 1007 nucleotides long. The record is from RefSeq and is a predicted model, not a curated record. Lineage: Eukaryota; Metazoa; Chordata; Aves; Anseriformes; Anatidae.